AUGCUCAGUUUUGUUAGUGGGGGAGAAAGGAAAGGACCAUCAGAUAAAGAGGUUGUCACUCCUUGGUUUAAGUUCCUCUGGGAGACAUACAGGGCGGUUCUUGAGAUACUAAGGAACAAUUCAAAGCUUGAAGCGUUAUAUGCUGAAGCCUUCCGAUCUGUGGAAGAUAUCCAUGGUUUUGAUGAGCAUGCCUUCAAGAGCUUCUCUUCUAUCCAAUUGGUGUCCAAAGGAGUCCUUUCAUGUGCUUCCCAAGAAGUGCGAGAUUUAUACAACCUUUUGGAACAUGAGUUUCUCCCUCUGGACCUUGCAUCAAAAGUGCAGCCACUUCUUUCAAAGAUUUCAAAGAUUGGAGGGAAGCUUUCAUCAGCUUCUUCUGUUCCAGAGGUUAAGUUAUCUCAGUACAUAUCAGCAUUGGAGAAGCUGACAACAUUGAGAGUGCUGCAACAGAAGAUUUCUGUUGAUGCUGUGAAACACAAUUUUGUUGCUAUAAAAGUUAACCAUUUAUCAGGAGCUGUUCAUUUUGGUACUGUGUGGAGAAUGAACAUAAAGAGGCUUCUUGCAAGAAAGUCCAUCAUUGAAAAGCGCAAAGAAGAGCUUGAGCGCAAAAUAUUGGAGAAGGAGCUUACUAAGGAGGCCAUCAUGGAAUUGGCAUUGAAUGAACAGUUGAAGGAGCGCCAGGAAAUGGAGAAAAAACUGCAGAGGCUUGCAAAAACAAUGGAUUAUCUGGAAAGGGCAAAAAGGCAGGAAGAGGCACCACUGAUCGAGCAAGCUUUCGAGAAACGUCUUGAGGAAGAGAAGAUCCUUCACGAGCAAGAGCAGCUUCGGGAGAUUGAACUCAGCAAGCAACACCAUGCUGGCGACUUGCAAGAGAAAAAUAGACUUUCUCGAAUGUUGGAACACAAGAAUGCUUUCCAGGAGAAAAUCGUCCAACGUCAUGAAGCUGAGUUUGGCCGUCUGAAAAAAGAGAGAGAUGAACGGAUCAGUCAGCUGAUAUCAUCAAGAAAGCGUGAAAGGGAGACAUCAAAAUGGCCGUGGUGCAUUGUAAAAAAGGAAGAGAGGAGGAAGAGAGAGGAGGCUGAAAGGAAAGCUAAGCUUGAUGCUAUUGCUGAAAAGCAGCGACUGAGAGAGAUGGAGUUGGAGGAGAAGGCAAAGACGAGCAGGGAGAAGCUCUUGAAGGGAUCUGAGGCUGUGCACACUCCUGAUUCUACACCUGUUGCACAGCCACCUCGUGAGCCAGCAGCAGCCCCUGCUGCAGCUGCGGCAGCCGCUGCUCCAGCUCCUGGUAGAUAUGUUCCUAAGUUUAAACUCAGCGGCGAUAGCGGCAGCAGCUCUGGUGGCAGCCAGAGGCCAACAGAUGUGCGCUCACGCGAUGAAGACCGCUGGGGUCCACCUGGUGGGAGCCAGAGACCAACAGAUGUGCGCCCACGGGAUGAAGACCGCUGGGGUCCACCUGGUGGCAGCCGGAGGCCAACAGAUGUGCGCCCACGCGAUGAAGACCGCUGGGGUCCACGUGGAGAGCGCUCGCGCCCUGAUGAGUGUUCACUCAGGCAAGAUGGCCCUCCUGCGCGACAGGAUGCACCCCACCCCGCCAAGAUGGCCCUCCUCCGGCUACUGACCGCUGGCGUGGUGGAUCAAGAUUUUCCUCAAACUCUUCGUCCUCCUCGUCGACCUGGUCCACCAGGCCACGGAACCAAUGCCGUGCCGCUGAGAUUUUUUGCCAUAUAUGUCAUUGUGGAGACAUCCGUGCACAAUGUCUGCUAG
Miscanthus lutarioriparius is the source of this 1761-nucleotide messenger RNA. The record is from the annotation of a GenBank genome assembly. Lineage: Eukaryota; Viridiplantae; Streptophyta; Magnoliopsida; Poales; Poaceae.